Fusarium verticillioides 7600 is the source of this 4475-nucleotide messenger RNA. RefSeq lists its product as hypothetical. The coding region runs from base 332 to 3211 and encodes 959 amino acids. The transcript has a single exon. Gene Ontology annotation, molecular function: ubiquitin protein ligase activity. Lineage: Eukaryota; Fungi; Ascomycota; Sordariomycetes; Hypocreales; Nectriaceae. The record is from RefSeq and is a predicted model, not a curated record. Gene Ontology annotation, biological process: ubiquitin-dependent protein catabolic process; protein ubiquitination.
CGUGAGUCCAACUCAGUCUGGGGCUUUGUCUCGACCUGGCAGGUACAUCGAUGGUCCAUAGGUACCUAUAGUAGUUUCCGCAUGUUACCACCUCCACCUCGAUGUUAACACUGAGGUUGCUCAGUGCCUUGCCUCAUCAUCGCUUCCCUAGGCCAACAAACCACGCUUCAAACAAGGACACUUCACAAUGUUCUCGGCGAAACCCAGUGGCUCGUUAUCAACAUAACGCCCUUGCGACCGUCGCGUUCAUUUCGCAGCCUUUAUUUUCCUCGCCUUGCCUUCCAUCUUCUUCCGACUACUUCGUGCCCGAUAGUACUGUACUCCUUAGGCCAUGGCCAACGAGUUCGUCCCCUCUGCGCCAUCACCCCUCACCAGCUUCACAUCCAACACAGCGCUCGAUUCUGCCAAUGCUUCAGGCCCGUGGUACAAUUCUGCUGUCUGGACUAUCAAUGUUACACGCUAUGCACCCAUACUAGAGGACCUUGUCUGGGCUGGUCCACGAUUCGUUAAGAAGCUUGGAUCUUACAUUUCCGCGCCUGAACAUCUCGAGACGACGACCGGCAAUUCGAAUUACAUACCAGCAGUAGUUGGCGCGAAUACCAUACUUGCUGAGGCCGACCCGACUAUUCAGAACAUAAUGGAACCCUUGUUAGGUACGGGGGGGUCUGAGACAGCAGCCACUGCUCCCAUAGGACGGGUACCCGUUGACAGUGUCCGUAGCUUGGGCAGUGUCUUUGGAUAUGCUACCAGCAAGUGGGCUUUGUGUUGCAUAGCUAUGGCAGUCAUACUCAACAGGACACACAUAUUCGCUGCUACUCGACGACGCCUACGCUUGCGUUGGCCAACAAGACUGUUAUUACGAUUCGUUCCCAUCGUCCUAUUGGUAGUACAGGCGCGCCAGUUACUUCAGUCUAUUCAGUGCCAGACCUCAUCCGACUUUUCCGAGCUACGAUGGGGUAAUGCAAGCAAAAGCUCGGACUUGAUGUUCUCACACCAAAACGCCUUUCUCAACUCUCUGAGUUCAAUCUUACUCUUCUCAGCCUCCGAUGAACAGUCCUGUAUUGCCGUUCGGAUGAUACCGUCCGAUGAGUCUGGCUUUGCUCAUAACUUGACCGGCUCCUUGUCUAUGCUAUGGCCUCUGUUCGGAACAUUUUGUCUUAGUCAGUUCCUUGAGACCGUUUCCUGUGCCGUGCAGGGCCGUCCCGUCGCACCGGAGACAGGUAUGACACUAUUCGAACAAUCUCUUGCGUUUGCGGAGGCCGAUGCUGCUAUCAGCAACCAGCUUGGUUGGAACCUUUUCACUAAAACAACUUCUGCUGAUGCCCCAGCCUCAGGGCUUGGAAAUGCUAUAGCUCUGACUAGGUCAAUGGUUAUGAGAAGGGUCAACACCUCUCCCGAAGUUCUCCUCGUUGCCUUGCUAUCUUCGAUGACGCAUAUCACGAGCCAUAUUCUCGGUGUCUUCAAUCUGCAAGCCAAGUAUCGACUAGUCAGUACGGGAUUCUGGGGUCUCUGCUUUAUGGCUAGCAUUGUAUGGGCAGCCAUCUCUUUUGACCUCGACAAGCCAUCCUCUCAGAGUCUACUCAGGUUUCCAACUGUUUGCAUCAUAGGGUUUGUGCCACAUGUACUUGUUCUACUAGGUACCGCUAUAUGCUUGUUCAUCUACGGGCUUGCUUUGCUACUCUCAGCAUUCUCUGCCCCUUCGACAUCAGACAUGGCUUCAAUGACCAUUCGACAGCGUCUAAUUCAUGCCCAUGAAAACAUGCAGGCGAACGUAUCGCUCUCUUCCAUUCGCAUCACUCGAGAAAUGGACUUCUACACGGCUCUACUGCGAACUGGGUUCGGUGCUAUCACUAUGGCUAGUGAAGCCGUCUACCUAAAUGAGGACAAAGGCAUCAGUUUAAAACGACGCACCUGGUUGGAAGAGCAGCGGUUUAAGGAGGCCGAGGAAUUGCAAAGAAAACUAAUUGGCGGUGGCGGCGGCCUGCCCGACUCGCGAUAUGACCAGAUCGGCGCAAUCGGCCUGAUUCCCGUGAAAGGGGGUCCAUCAAUUGCAUCCAACGGGUACGCGCGCGAACGUGCUGCUCAGAAGAUACCGAAAGGACGCAGUGAGCGCAACCUUCAUGCGGGCAUUGGCGCGUCUGAAAGGAGUUCUCGUUGGCUUAUGGCACUGGAGUUUCUACUUAGUAUCAACAAACUUAUUGCAAGAAUUAGCGCUAAGUCUUUGUUGUGGUGUCUUGCAACUCUGCGGAUCCGAUAUCAGCCGGUGUGGCUCCUUUGGCUUGCCCAGCACCCAAAAAGUAUGGACGCCCAGAGCAAAAGCUCUAGUCGUAAACAGCCACGACCAAGAGGACCAUCUUCCUAUAAUGAUGGACGCAUACCGAAAGAGGAGACAGCAGACAUUGAGGCCGAGUUCAGGCGUGUGUGCUUAGACCAAGACGAGGAGAGUCUAGAUAAGGACCUGUACAAGUAUUGGGUGAAAAAUGGCUGGUGGGGAUCUGCAGAUUCCAGCGGCGACUUUGAACCUCACUCAGAUGACGACUUCGACACUACAAGCGUCAUUUCUAUGUCGACCACCGGUGAUGGAGUGGAGGAUUACCAAGCAUGGGAGUCAGAAGACGAGAACGACGAGGGCCAACGAACACCUACUCAACGAUCCCCUCAAAUCAGUCGUGAGAGCACACCUUUCCAUGACACCCCUAUGCAAAUAUCCGAUCUAGCACGCCUUCUACAUCCCACAAGCCCUGAAGAGCGUGAGGAGGCCGUGACCUUGUCUGCCCACCUCCAAAGCGACGGGAUCAUGACACGCGCCAAAUACCGGCGAAUGGAGCAAUUGCAACGCACUCGAGUCUUAGCCUCACCAGGAUCUGGCUUACUACAGCCAAAAGCUAGCAUCAUGCAACCAGGGCGCAGCACCAAAUUAGAUCCUGACGAAGAAGAGCGUCUUUUGGAACAGCUUUUGUUAUCACGGCGACAAGCGUUUGCAUCAGCGGCAUGUUCCGAGACAUCAUGGGAAAACGGGGGAUCAGGUUUUGGAAGUGAUGGUCCGCAAUGUGUGGUAUGCCAAAGUUCACCCAGGACCAUUAUAGUCUGGCCCUGUCGAUGCCUGAGUCUAUGCGACGACUGCCGUGUCUCUCUUGCUAUGAACAACUUUGACAAAUGCGUCUGUUGCCGCCGGGAGGUUACUAGCUUCAGCCGCGUUUUCGUCCCCUGAGCUCCUGGAAACUCACAUUCAAGGGAAUCAGUAAUGUCUUUUUUAUUUUAUUUGCUCUGAUCAAGCACCUGCCGCUUUUGUUCAAUUCAUUUGUGUUGUUCAUUUUUGGGACGUGAUGGGCAUGAAUUCACAUGGUUAAGACUUUCAUCUUUUGACUCAAAUCAUCAUGUCAGGUUAUGUUCGGGAUAGUAUCUAUUAUUUUCAAAGCUUUUACAUUGCAGCCCAUUCGAUACUAAAGGUUCUCAUCUGUUGGUCAUCUCGUGAACCAUUCGCUAGUGGCUGUUCUGCCCCUAUUAAAUACGCCUUCUUCACAGCUGUGGCGAGGCGACCUCCUGCUACGAUGUCCAAUACGGGAAUGUCUUCUUCCCAUUCAUACUGGUUUGCCAUGAAAUGAGCAUGGAACCUCAAGGGAUCGCCUGGAUAUACACUAUACUUGGCACCAAAGCGAAGGCCGGGAGUUGUGUAGUGACCAGAAGUAAGUAGAAAGCCGCACAAAGGGCCUUGCGUAGGGUUAGUGGCCUGGUAUGUCCGUUCAGCUUCUGGAGAAAUCAGCCACCCACUGGACGUUGGGGUGACGCCCAGGGAUUUGAUGGCAGAUUGCUGCUGCUGUACGGCGGGUUUAGUUUCACUAGUGGUGAUUGUGUCGUCGUCGGUAUUGCCAGGAGGCACACGGCAGGACUUCCCACGCUUCAAUGCUCCUUCAACAACCUUCUGGGCAUUCUUUUCAGUAAGAACCUGUUGUGCUGUCUGCUUUCUCGUCCUAAGCGAGUCGAGGUAUAGCCUCCUCGCCCCGGCGUUGUGAUUCUGGAGAACAUGGUGGUGGGCAGCUACGUCGUCUACAAGAUAAGCCACAUUCUUAUGCAAUAAAGCUUCAGCCUCCUCAGGCCGGAGUUCGAUUGGAAGACCGAGAAAGAUGUUCUGAGUCGGUUGCUGAGGCGCGGUUCCGGCUAGUGUACCGUUGAUAUUCUCAUUCCGACGCAAGAAAGCAGCAGCCUCGGAAUCGAAGAUGAGAUAUCGCCCAGCGAUCUUGGAUAUUCGAACAGAGGCUGGGUCGAGAGAGACCAUAAUAUCUAUCGAAGCGUUGCGAGUUAGCAGGCGCGUCGUCAGGAGUAUAGCGAGCAGAAGCAAGUGUGAAAAGGACAACAUCAUAAGUCGUCUUCGUAAUUUUAUUGUGUGUCGUCACAGAAAAUCAGGGGAUUGACAGAUUAAUAAGUGUAUAAUCAUUGUGUCCGAGUUGCGUGAAUGAAUUGCAAGAGAAGAAAGA